Candidozyma haemuli is the source of this 1668-nucleotide messenger RNA. It is a transcript of the gene ALO1, whose product is annotated as D-arabinono-1,4-lactone oxidase. Gene Ontology annotation, molecular function: D-arabinono-1,4-lactone oxidase activity; FAD binding. The record is from RefSeq and is a predicted model, not a curated record. Gene Ontology annotation, cellular component: membrane; mitochondrion. NCBI's taxonomy places the organism in Eukaryota, Fungi, Ascomycota, Pichiomycetes, Serinales, Metschnikowiaceae. The transcript has a single exon. Bases 1 to 1668 code for a protein of 555 amino acids.
AUGACGGUUCCACAGUCGCUUCAACCUUUCACCACUACCAAAGUGGUCCAUAAGACCUGGGCAGGCACGUUUUUUUGUAAGCCCCAGGCGAUUUUCCAGCCUAGACUGAAUGAAGAGAUCCAGGAGUUGAUUCGUCAGGCCAACAGACUUGGCAAGACUAUCAUGACGGUGGGUUCGGGGCACUCGCCUUCGGAUUUGACCAUGACUAACGAGUGGUUGUGCAAUUUGGAUAAGUUUGAUAAGGUGCUUAAGGAGGAGGAGUUUUAUGGAACGACUGUGUCAGGAGCUGCUAAGGAAGUCAAGUAUGUGGAUUUGACCGUGGAGGCUGGUAUUCGUAUCUACCAGUUGAACGAGUACUUGAAGGAGCACAAUUUGGCUAUCCAGAACCUUGGCUCUAUCUCUGACCAAUCCAUUGCUGGCCUUAUCUCUACUGGUACGCAUGGCUCAUCUCAGUACCAUGGCCUUGUUUGUCAGCAGGUGGUUUCGAUGGUUGUUGCCAACGGCGAGGGUAAGCUCGUGGAGUGUUCUUCUGUCAAGAACGAGAAACUCUUUAGAGCUGCUCUUUUGUCGCUCGGUAAGAUCGGUAUCAUUACUCAGGUCACUUUGAGAGCUGUUCCUCGUUACACCAUCAAGUCCAAGCGUGAGAUUAUCAAGUUUUCUACUUUGUUGCGUGAAUGGGAUACUAUCUGGUUAGACUCGGAGUUUAUUAGAAUCUGGUGGUUCCCUUACUCGGGCAAUUGUGUUUGCUGGAGAGCUUCCAAGUCUGAAGAUGCAUUGAGUGAUCCUCGUCCUUCGUGGUACGGUACUCUCUUUGGCAGAUUGUUCUAUGAGUCUCUCUUAUGGGUCUCUGUGAACAUCUACCCAAAGCUUACCCCUUGGGUCGAGAAAUUUGUGUUUAGACAACAGUACGGUGAAGUUGAGACUUUGGGUAGCGGAGACAUUGCCGUGCAAAACUCCGUGGAGGGCCUUAACAUGGACUGUUUGUUCUCGCAGUUUGUGAACGAAUGGUCUGCUCCAUUGACUGAAGGUAUUAAUGUUUUAACUGAACUUAACGAUAAGAUUCAAGACGCUGCUAAGAAGGGCGACUUCUUCGUCCAUGCUCCAAUCGAAGUGAGAUGCUCCAACGUCACUUAUUCCGAUAAGUCCUUCAGUGACGAAGACGGCAAGCCAUCUCUCCACCCACCACAGAACUGGUUGGCAAAAAGAGAUGCCGUCAGUGCCGGUCCUGUUCCUGGUAACAACUUGAGACCAUUCUUAGACAACUCGCCAGAGGGUUUGCCAUAUCAGGCUGACCUCAAGAAGAUCACCAACGACCAAUUGACUCUCUUUAUUAACGCUACGAUGUACAGACCUUUUGGAUUCAACGUUCCAACCCAUGCAUGGUAUCAAAUCUUUGAAGAUGCUAUGAGCAGAGCAGGCGGUAAGCCUCAUUGGGCCAAGAACUUCAUUGGUUUGCCUGGCGACCACCACAACGAGGCUGACUUAAAGACUCAAUUGGAUUUCGGAGGUAAGGAAUUCUACUCGAUGCUUGGCUUCGAUCCAGUUAUGCAAAAAUGGUUUGGCCCUAGUUUGGAGGCUUACAACGACGUGAGAAAAGACAUGGACCCUAAGGGUGUUUUCUUGAGUGGAAAAGCCUGGGUCGAGAGAAACGGUAUAUUGAUAGACUAG